CAGUAGAUACAAACUUACAGAAGAAGAAGCUGCACUCAAGCUUGCUCCAGAGCUGUGUUGAUCACGGUUAUUUCCCUGCGACAGAGAGAACGUAGCGAAGCAAUCAUCAUGCCUAUGUUUUUGGUGAAUACUAAUGUGGCUAAGAGUGACAUUCCUCCUGCGCUGUUGUCUGAGGCAACAGAUGAACUGGCCAAGGCGAUGGGCAAACCUGUGCAGUACCUUGCUGUGCACAUCGUCCCAGACCAGUUGAUGAUGUUCGGGGGGAAAGGAGACCCUUGUGCCCUCUGCUCCCUUCACAGCAUUGGGAAGAUUGAAGGAGCUCAGAAACAGUACUCUAAACUACUGUGUGGACUGCUCAACAAACACCUGGGCAUCUCUCCUGACAGGAUUUACGUGAACUUCUUUGACAUGGAGGCAGCGAACGUGGCCUGGAACAACUCUACUUUUGGUUGAGCAGGGGAUCUAAAUUUCAAUGGGAGCUGACCCCUCUUUUCCCCUACACCUUAAUGGUAUUAUAGCACUAGAGUAGGCUAUGGAGAGAUGAGCAGAGAUGCCUUGUUGCUGGGCUGAUGUAGAGCGGUAUUGAUAAAUGCACUUAAAAUGGACCCUUGCUUUAUAACAGACCCUUGAUUUGCACUGGACCCUUGGCUUUGAUAUUACAAUAAAGUGAUUCCCCUUGAUCACAA
Molecule: messenger RNA, 686 nt
Organism: Oncorhynchus keta (chum salmon)
Lineage: Eukaryota; Metazoa; Chordata; Actinopteri; Salmoniformes; Salmonidae
Product: macrophage migration inhibitory factor-like
Exons: 3
Coding region: 109-453 (114 amino acids)
Molecular function (GO): cytokine activity; phenylpyruvate tautomerase activity
Source: RefSeq, a predicted model, not a curated record